AUGCAACAGAUUUCACCAAUUCACUUCCAAACCACUCGAGUCUUACCCGAAUACGAUAUCUUUAUUCACACUUCCGAUGGCACUCGCAUUCCCGCACACACUAGCGUUCUGGCAUCAGUGUCGCCGGUUCUCGAGAACAUUAUAGAUCAACCGCCUAAACACCGAAGCUCCGAAAGAAUAAUUCAAAUCCACGGCGUCCCUUCCACCGCCGCCACCGCAUUCAUCGGCUUCCUCUACUCAUCCAGAUGUACCGAGGAAGAAAUGGACAAAUACGGAAUCCACUUGCUAGCACUAUCUCAUGUCUACAACGUGCCGCAACUGAAACAGAUAUGCAUCAAAGGCCUAUCUCAACGGCUAACCGUAGAGAACGUCGUCGAUGUACUCCAACUCGCGAGGCUCUGCGACGCACCGGAUCUCCGCCUCCGAUGUAUGAAGCUUCUCACCAAUCACUUCAACACCGUUCAAAAAACCGAAGGGUGGAAGUUUCUGAUAAAACACGAUCCAUGGCUUGAACUCGAUAUCCUUCAGUUUAUGGACGAAAGCGAAACGAGGAAGGAGAAAUUGAGGAGGCGUAGGGAGGAGUUUGGGUUGUAUGCGGAGCUAAGCGAGGCGAUGGAGUGUUUGGAGCAUAUAUGUACGGAGGGAUGCAUCGAUGUUGGGCCAUACCAUGUGGAGGUUGACAGAGAGAAGAAACCGUGUAAGAGAUUCUCGACGUGUCAGGGUCUUCAGCUUCUGAUUCGUCAUUUUGCUACGUGCAAAAAGAGGGUGAAGGGAGGGUGCUGGAGAUGCAAGCGAAUGUGGCAGCUGUUUAGAUUGCAUUCAUAUGUUUGUCAACAGAAUGAUUCCUGCAACGUUCCUCUUUGCAGGCAAUUUCAAUUGAGAAUGGAGCAAGAGAAACGGAAAGAUGAUCCCAAGUGGAAACUACUAGCAAAAAAAGUGGUCUCAGCCAAAGUGAUGUUUUCUUUGUCUCUACCUAAGAGGAAAAGAGAUGAAGAAGUGAGAGUGACCAUUGACAAUAGAGGAAUCAGACAAUUUGGUUAUAAUGAAUAUUGUAACAAUAGAUGUGUUUCCUGUUGA
Messenger RNA from Lathyrus sativus (Indian pea), 1077 nucleotides. NCBI's taxonomy places the organism in Eukaryota, Viridiplantae, Streptophyta, Magnoliopsida, Fabales, Fabaceae. The record is from the annotation of a GenBank genome assembly.